This is a messenger RNA of Carassius gibelio (silver crucian carp), 2573 nucleotides long. RefSeq lists its product as uncharacterized. NCBI's taxonomy places the organism in Eukaryota, Metazoa, Chordata, Actinopteri, Cypriniformes, Cyprinidae. Gene Ontology annotation, molecular function: 2 iron, 2 sulfur cluster binding. The coding region runs from base 141 to 584 and encodes 147 amino acids. The record is from RefSeq and is a predicted model, not a curated record. The transcript has 3 exons.
CCCUUCGGCGACAAAGUGCAGUACAGCCUCCAUGAAGCGACAACCCAGUGAGAGCAGCGACUGUCAGUGAGGCGAAAUUGAUCGCGUUUAGAUAAAACAAGAAAUACAGCACAUUAAAUGCCCUGCUUUAUCCCACCUCUAUGACUUCUCCAGAAGAUGAGAGUGUUCCCUGGAGGCUAAUAGGCCCUGUGUCGGAGCUGUCCAAGAAACAAUGCCGACUGAUCUAUUCGUCUGAGGGACGCGACGCGGAUGUUUGCCUGUUUCAGGUGAACGGGGAAUUCUUCGCGAUGGACGCUCGCUGCGCUCAUUCGGGAGGUCCGCUGUGUGAUGGAGAUAUCGAGGAGGCCGAUGGUGUUCUUCAGGUUUUCUGUCCUUGGCAUGACUAUGACUUCAAUCUCAAAACGGGGAAAUCAAGCACAGGUUUACAGGUCUGCUGCAGCUGUGCUGGAAUCCUCCAUUGUGUCAACUCCUGCCAGGACUCUGGAGACGGCCGCUCUGAUCUUCUCUUGUUCGGAGCCACUGAACCCCUAGAUUUCACUUCCAUGCUUCCAGCAAAUGAGCUCUCUAGAGAGGGUCUUGACUAACUGAUCUUGCACUUUAUACCCUAAACCUGACACACAUUAACACCAGAGCUGUGUUUAAUUUAGAAGUGUUUUGAAAAUGCCUUUUAGAUUCAUAAUUGGAGGAUUUGCAAACAGGAUGCAGAAUGUGAAUUUAAGACAGCAGAAUCAAAGUACAAAGAAAUGUCAUAUAAUGAUAAGAGGACAAACCAAGGAUAAACUUAGCAACACACAGCAUGUCUGAACCAGAUACAGUGUAAUUUGUUCUGUCUACAUUUAUUUAAUGUGAAACUGUUUGCGUAUGCGAUGUCGGGCAGGAUUUUGAAGUAAUGAGAUUUCACAGUGGGCGGGGCUCCUCAAGAGUGGCAUAGUGUUACCAGUGUUGAAGAAAACUACACAUUUAAUAAAAUAAAAUUAAUUGAAAUAAAACUGCAUAACUGGAAACCAGAUAUUAACUGACAGCCCUAAAAUACUACAACUACAUACAAUUCUACAUUCUAUGUACAUACACACACACACACACACACAAACAUAAACAACAGAGAAAAUAAUGACAACUAAACUACUGUAAGCAGACAACUAAAAAAAGAAAAGAAAAAAAAUUAAUUCAUUAAAAUGUAGAAAUAAAAAACAGACACAGAGAACUGUUCGGUUAGAAAACAAAUCUUCAUAAUAAAAAUCUGUCUUUUUUUAUUCUCAAAAUGCAACGAUUAGUUCUUAAAACAUUAACUUUGGCAGUCCUAAAAUGCUCAAAUUAAAAUUUAGAAAAAUUCUAAAAACAGACAAAAAACUAAUACUGAAAUAAACCUAAGAACAUUACAGUGAAAACUGACAAAAACUGACGACAAAAACUAAAAAGAUGAAUUAUAAAUAAAAUAGAAAUAAAAACUAAAUUAAAAGUUCAAAGCGAAUACCUGGUGUGGUGCUGCAAAACUCACAGCCUGCUUGUCAAAAUCUACACUUGAAAGAAAACAUCAGUUUUAUUAAUUGUAUUCCUUUUCUUUUCCCAUUUAUUCUGUGUUAUCAUGUAGGAAUGGGAAAAUACAGGAAUGGUCACAGACAGUGUUUUACGAGAGGUAAUGUCAGUCUGCAUUUUUCACUGAAAACACAAAGAACGUUUCAUGAGCCAUGGUGAUAAAAAUAACUUCCUGAUAUCUAAAGCAGCGAGUGAUCACAGACAUCAGCCUUGACGUAGCUUAACACCAAAGCACUUAUCCCCCCGAUGUAGACGGAUGACGUUGAUCUUGGCAUCCACUGCCGAGGAUAGUUUGGUUGUGAAAUCACAAUUGUGGUAAAAUAUGACCAAGAUUCGGUCCCCCCCUCACACACACACAAGCGUAUACUGAUGUAAUGCUUGUCUCAGAGCUACCGGCCGGCGUGUUUUCUUUAGCUGCAAUUUAUGGCGACCUCACAGAGGUCACAGCACAGGAAGUUUUGUUGACGCUAACCGCAGCAGCUGCUGGUGACCGGGAGCCUUGGAGGGGAGGAAGGUUCAGUUUGUAAAACGCUUCUUAACAAGGGUUGAAAAUUCACACAAGCCAAAUCAGGAAACAAUUUGGGGCUUUAACCGACUCUCAGGUAGGUCAAGAGGAGCCCUGCGCUGCCUGUCAGCCUGACUGAAUCCAGAUGGAUGGUGACCGCAGUAGUCUGGUUUGAGUUGGCCUGGCUCUAUCGAAACGCUCGUGUCGCUCCGAGACGUAAGGCCCGAGACUGCAGGCCGGCCACAGACAAAAGACUUUCAACACCUUCAGUGACGGUGCAUUGGAUUUGUCACAAGGGAUUUUUAAGGAGAAGUCAAAGUGCAGUUUGGAGGUGAAUGAACCCAACUGCUGCUGAUUUUACUGCUCACGGCAAGACAUAGCAUGACCCCGCAAAAAAAGCUAAAUCACCUUUUUGUAACCCUUUUUGUAUAGAAGCUUAUUUCUGACAAAAACAAUAAAGAAAUAAUCGCUGUAAGUGUUGUGUUUCUUUAUAUAUAUAUAUAUAUAUAUAUAUAUAUAUAUAUAUAUAUAU